Molecule: messenger RNA, 548 nt
Organism: Cyprinodon tularosa
Lineage: Eukaryota; Metazoa; Chordata; Actinopteri; Cyprinodontiformes; Cyprinodontidae
Gene: bsnd
Product: barttin CLCNK type accessory subunit beta
Exons: 3
Coding region: 140-493 (117 amino acids)
Biological process (GO): chloride transport
Cellular component (GO): basolateral plasma membrane
Molecular function (GO): chloride channel regulator activity
Source: RefSeq, a predicted model, not a curated record
CUGGAGGCUGUAAUAAGCAGCCGAGUGGAACCGAGUUCCUCCACCUUCACCUUCAAGCUCCGUGUCACAAAGAAAGCACUCAAUCUUUUCUCUAUGAGCUUUAGGUUCACAUUUUAUUUGGCCGAAAGGGUUUGUGAGGAUGGUGGAGGGGAAACCCUAUCGAUACGGGCUGAUAGUGGCCGGACUUUCUGUGCUGGCCAUGGGCCUCUUCAUCAUGAUACAGGAGCGGCCGCACGUCUAUGUUACAAUGAGCGUCCUUGGUCUCGUCAUGGUGUGUGCUGGGACAGUGUGGAGCCUCUGCCAGUGCUAUCCCAAGGUCAUUGUGACGCCUGUGAGUCAGAAGGAAAGCCCGGUGGAUUUAGUUUGCUCUUCACUUGAAACCAGAGAUGAAAGGCAGGCUGAGCUUCGGUCGGAUUCCUGCGGUCAGAGAGAGAGCAGUGGGCCACAUCUGAAGAGCCAGUGUCACAGCUGUCCCACUCUGCAUCUGGUCUGAAGGAGAGAGUCGCCGUGAUCCCAGCAAGCUUCCCAGCUGAGGACUGGAGGGAUAC